AUGGGGAGCGGCUUCAUGACGAUCCGCUUCGACGAGCACGACCCGUCGUCGGACAAGCGCCGGCCGGAGAAUGUGCGCGCGUCGCUCGCCGGCCUCGACUACUCGCCCCUGCCGCGCCUGACGGGCCACUCGCUGGCCGUGGCCAUGCUCGUCUCCAUGGGCGGCCUGAUCUUCGGCUACGACACGGGCCAAAUCUCGGGGUUCCUGGAAAUGGACGACUUCAAGCAGAGGUUCGGCGAGACCAACGCCCAGGGCGAAAAGUUCUUUGGCAACGUCCGCUCCGGCCUCAUCGUCGCGCUGCUGUCCAUCGGCACCCUCAUCGGCGCGCUCGUCGGCGCCCCCAUGGCCGACCGCUUCGGCCGGCGCGCGUCCAUCUCGCUGUGGGCGCUCGUCGUCAGCGUCGGCUUCGUCGUGCAAAUCGCCGCCGACCGCGCCUGGUACCAGGUCAUGAUCGGGCGCUUCAUCGCGGGGCUCGGCGUCGGCGGGCUCAGCCUGCUCGUGCCCAUGUACCAGGCCGAGACGGCGCCGCCGUGGAUCCGCGGCGCCAUGGUGUGCGCCUACCAGCUCUUCAUCACCUUGGGCAUCUUCCUGGCCGCCUGCUUCAACCUGGGCACCGUCACCCACCACGGCGACAGCUCGGCCAGCUGGCGCAUCGUCAUCGGGCUCGGCUGGCUGUGGACGCUGGCCCUCGGGCUCGGCAUCCUGGCCUUUCCCGAGACGCCGCGCUUCGACUAUCGCCGCGGCCGCACCCAGCGCGCCGCCGAGACGCUGUGCAAGGUCUACGGCGCCGCGUCGACCAACCACUGGGCCGUCCACACGCAGCUCGAGGAGAUUGAGAGCAAGCUGCGCGCCGAGGACAAGGUCGUGGCCGGCCCCGUCGCCGAGUUCGUCGGCAUGCUGCGCGCCCCGAGGAUGGCCUACCGGCUGGCCCUCGGCAUCCUCCUCCAGAUGGCGCAGCAGCUGACGGGCGCCAACUACUUCUUCUACUACGGCACCACCAUCUUCCGCUCGGUGCAGAUCGAUAGCUUCAUCACGCAAAUCAUCCUCAACACCAUCAACUUCCUCACCACCUUCAUCGGCCUGUACCUCGUCGAGCACUACGGCCGCCGCAAGUCCCUCAUCGCCGGCUCGCUGUGGAUGUUUGUCUGCCUGCUCAUCUUCGCCUCGGUCGGCCACUACCAGCUCGACCUCGAGCACCCGGAGCGCACGCAGACGCCGGGCAUCGUCCUCAUCGUCUUCGCCUGCCUCUUCAUCCUCGGCUACGCCGCCACCUGGGGCCCCAUGGUGUGGACCAUCCAGGCCGAGCUCUUCCCUUCGCGCUAUCGCGCCAAAGGCAUGGCCCUGGGCACCGCCAGCAACUGGACGUGGAACUUUUGCAUCGGCUUCUUCACCCCCUUUAUCUUCUCCGCCAUCGACUUCAGCUACGGCUACGUCUUUGCCGGCUGCAACUUCGCCGCCGCCGUGCUCGUCUACUUUUGCGUCCUCGAGAGCCGCAACCGCACCCUCGAGGAGAUUGACACCAUGUACCUCGAGCACGUCGUCCCCUGGAAGAGCGCAAAGUGGGAGCCGCCCUCGGCCGAGGAGAUGUCCCGCAUCCGCAAGCGCGCCGGCAUGGACCUCGAGGCCGAGGCCGCGGCGGCGGAUGCGGCGAGGGGCGUGGCCGAGGAGCCGAAACCGGGUCCGGCGGACAGCAGCGACGAGACGCCCAGGCACGUGGCGGCCGAGGGCCAGCAGGCGGGGAGUGGGCGGGCGGGGGAGAAGAAUGCGAGUCCUGCCGAGGAGCUGACGCACCGGGAGCAUGCGUAA
Hirsutella rhossiliensis is the source of this 1806-nucleotide messenger RNA. RefSeq names its product sugar transporter domain-containing protein. The record is from RefSeq and is a predicted model, not a curated record. NCBI's taxonomy places the organism in Eukaryota, Fungi, Ascomycota, Sordariomycetes, Hypocreales, Ophiocordycipitaceae. Gene Ontology annotation, biological process: transmembrane transport; carbohydrate transport. Bases 1 to 1806 code for a protein of 601 amino acids. Gene Ontology annotation, molecular function: carbohydrate:proton symporter activity. The transcript has 2 exons. Gene Ontology annotation, cellular component: plasma membrane.